Molecule: messenger RNA, 2829 nt
Organism: Pipistrellus nathusii (Nathusius's pipistrelle)
Lineage: Eukaryota; Metazoa; Chordata; Mammalia; Chiroptera; Vespertilionidae
Source: the annotation of a GenBank genome assembly
AUGGGCGCUCGGGGGCCGCCCCGCGCCCGCCCCUGGCUGGGCGUCUGCGCCCUCCUCUCCCUGGCCGCCACCGUCCUCCUGGGGCACGUCCUGCUCCACCAGUUGGCAGUGGCUCCCCGGGAGCUGUGUGGGGCUCCCGAGGAGCCGCCCCGAGCCUGCCAGCAGGGAGCCCACAGCCCGGGGGCUCAGUCCCGCCCUGGAGCGGCGCCCACACAGUGUGACGUGCCCCCCAACAGCCGCUUCGACUGCGCCCCGGACAAGGCCGUCAGCCAGGGGCAGUGCGAGGCCCGGGGCUGCUGCUACGCGCCCGUGGGGCGGCCCCGGGGCUCCCGCAUGGGGCCGCCCUGGUGCUUCUUCCCGCCCGGCUACCCCAGCUACCGGCUGGGCAACCUGACCGCCACGGACACCGGCUACACGGCCAGCCUGACCCGCGCCGCCCCGACCUUCUUCCCCAGGGACGUGCUCGCCCUGCGGCUGGACGUGCGGCUGGAGACGGAGAGCCGGCUGCGCGUCACGAUCAGAGACCCCGCCAGCAGGCGCUACGAGGUGCCCGUGCAGACCCCGCGCGCCGCUGCCCGGGCGCCAUCCCCGCUCUACAGCGUGCAGUUCUCCGAGGAGCCCUUCGGGCUGCUGGUGCGGCGGCAGCCAGACGGCCGGGUGCUGCUGGACACGGCCGUGGCGCCCCUGUUCUUCGCUGACCAGUUCCUGCAGCUGUCCACCGCGCUGCCGACCCGGCAUCUCACCGGCCUCGCCGAGCACAUGGGGCCCCUCCUGCUCGACACCAACUGGACCAAGGUCACCCUCUGGAACCGGGACAUGGCGCCCACGCCCGACGCGAACCUGUACGGGUCCCACCCUUUCUACCUGGCGCUGGAGGACGGCGGGCUGGCCCACGGGGUCUUCCUGCUGAACAGCAAUGCCAUGGACGUGGUCCUGCAGCCCAGCCCCGCCCUCAGCUGGAGGACGACAGGCGGGAUCCUGGACAUGUACGUCUUCCUGGGCCCGGAGCCGAAGAGUGUGGUGCAGCAGUACCUGGAGGUCGUAGGCCGCCCCUUCAUGCCGCCAUACUGGGCCCUCGGCUUCCACCUCUGCCGCUGGGGCUACCCGUCCACCGCCGUCACCCGCCAGGUGGUGGAGAACAUGACCCGGGCCCACUUCCCCCUGGACGUGCAGUGGAACGAUCUGGACUACAUGGACGCCCGGAGGGACUUCACGUUCAACAAGGACGGCUUCGGGGACUUCCCGGCCAUGGUGCGCGAGCUGCACCAGGGCGGCCGGCGCUACGUGAUGAUCGUGGACCCCGCCAUCAGCAGCGCGGGCCCCGUGGGGAGCUACCGGCCUUACGACGAGGGGCUGCGCAGGGGCGUCUUCAUCACCAACGAGACCGGGCAGCCCCUCAUCGGGCAGGUGUGGCCAGGGCCCUGCGCCUUCCCUGACUUCACCAACCCCGAGGCCCUGGACUGGUGGCAGGACAUGGUGGCCGAGUUCCACGCCCAGGUGCCCUUCGACGGCAUGUGGAUCGACAUGAACGAGCCGUCCAACUUCGUGAGGGGCUCCGUGGACGGCUGCCCCGAGAACGAGCUGGAGAGCCCGCCCUACGUGCCCGGGGUGGUGGGCGGGUCCCUCCGGGCAGCCACCAUCUGUGCCUCCAGCCGCCAGUUCCUCUCCACGCACUACAACCUGCACAACCUGUACGGCCUGACCGAGGCCUGGGCCUCCCACAGGGCCCUGGUGAAGGUCCGGGGCACGCGCCCCUUCGUCAUCUCCCGCUCCACCUUCGCCGGCCAUGGCCAGUACGCCGGCCACUGGACAGGGGACGUGUGGAGCAGCUGGGAGCAUCUGUCCUCCUCGGUGCCGGAGACCCUGCUCUUCGGCCUGCUGGGGGUGCCGCUGGUGGGCGCGGACGUGUGCGGCUUCCAGGGCAACACGACGGAGGAGCUGUGCGUGCGCUGGACCCAGCUGGGCGCCUUCUACCCCUUCAUGCGGAACCACAACGACCUGCACAGCCUGCCCCAGGAGCCCUACCGCUUCAGCGAGCCGGCGCAGCAGGCCAUGCGGAAGGCCCUGGGCCUGCGCUACGCGCUGCUGCCCCACCUCUACACGCUCUUCCACGGCGCCCACGCCCGCGGCGACACCGUGGCCCGGCCCCUCUUCCUGGAGUUCCCCGAGGACCCCCGCACCUGGCCGGUGGACCGCCAGCUCCUGUGGGGCCAGGCCUUGCUCAUCACGCCGGUGCUCGAGGCCGGGCAGGUGGAAGUGACUGGCUACUUCCCCGCCGGCACGUGGUUCGACCUGCAGAUGGUGCCGUUUGAGGCCCUUGGCAGCCUCCCACCUCCACCUCCGGCACCCCUCAAGCCUGCCAUCCACAGCGAGGGCCAGUGGGUGACACUGCCGGCCCCCCUGGACACCAUCAACGUCCACCUCCGGGCUGGACACAUCGUCCCCCUGCAGGGCCCUGGCCUCACGACCACGGAGUCCCGCAAGCAGCCCAUGGCGCUGGCCGUGGCCCUGACCCCGAGCGGGGAGGCCCGCGGGGAUCUCUUCUGGGAUGACGGGGAGAGCCUAGGGGUGCUGGAGCGCGGGGCCUACACACAGCUCGUCUUCCUGGCCGGGAACAACUCCCUCGUGAACGACGUGGUGCACGUGAGCAGCGAGGGGGCCGCCCUGCAGCUGAGGAGGGUGACCGUCCUGGGAGUGGCCUCCACCCCCAGGCAGGUCCUUGCCAAUGGGGUUCCCGUCUCCAACUUCACCUACAGCCCCGACACCCAGACCCUGGACAUCCCCGUCUCGCUGACGAUGGGACAGCAGUUUCUCAUCAGCUGGUCCUGA